AUGGAGGCCCCAGGCGAGCCGUACAAGAAGCGGAUGCGAACGGGGAAGGGAUGGGUUUAUCAUCUGGCGUUGCCCCGUCAGCAGCAGCAGCAGCAGGAGGAUCAAAAUCAGCAGCAUCAACAGCAGCAGCAGCAGCAGCAGCAGCAGCAGGAGCAGCAGCAGCAGCAGCAGGAGGAGGAGGGGGUGAAGCUGGUGCUGAAUGAGAGUUGUUAUUUUAUUGAGUCCGCCAGCAAGAAAGAGUUGGAUCACCUCCUAUCUAACCCUCGGAUUCGCAGUGCUUCGCUGCUGCCGCAGCAGCAGCAGCAGCAGCAGCAGAACCUUAUGCGGAUGAUGCAGCAGCAGCAAACACAGCAGCAUAUUACAGGAAACAACGAGCUCACAGACAUACAGAACCUUAUGCGGAUGAUGCAGCAGCAGCAAACACAGCAGCAUAUUACAGGAAACAACGAGCUCACGGACAUACAGCAGCAGCAGCAGCAGCAGCAGCAGCAGCAGCAGCAGCAGCAAGAGAAUGUCUAUCUAACCAGCAGCGCCCCAACCCUUGACACCUCCCAGCUAGCCUUCGUGCCUUCAGAGCCAGAUGCAGCAGCAGGAGAAAGCAGCAGCAGCAGCAGCAGCAGCAGCAGCAAGGGAGAACUGUUGUCGGGCCCUGGGGGCCUCUCUAUCGAUAAAGCAAACCAAACGCAGCAGCAGCAGCAGCAGCAGCAGCAGAACGGAAGCAAAGGUGCUCCUGACCGGCAGCAGCAGCAGCAGCAGCAGCAGGUAUAUUCUUUUCAGGUGCGUGCAGACAAGGUAGAGGAGGUGAAGAGGACCUCUAUAGAAGUGAUGCAGCGGCCGCUUCUUAGCGAAUAUGAUUUCAGAAAAGACUCAAAAAACGCAAAAAUUAAUUCGUUGCUGCUCAAGUCAACCACUAAGAUCAGGUACUAUAAAGAGAGAGCUCGGAGCGGCAUAAUAGUUGUUGUGCAGGAAAAAUUCUUACUGGAAUAA
This is a messenger RNA of Eimeria mitis, 987 nucleotides long. Its product is annotated as TFIIH basal transcription factor complex helicase XPB subunit, putative. NCBI's taxonomy places the organism in Eukaryota, Apicomplexa, Conoidasida, Eucoccidiorida, Eimeriidae. The record is from RefSeq and is a predicted model, not a curated record. The coding region runs from base 1 to 987 and encodes 328 amino acids. Gene Ontology annotation, cellular component: transcription factor TFIIH holo complex; nucleotide-excision repair factor 3 complex; transcription preinitiation complex. Gene Ontology annotation, biological process: nucleotide-excision repair; transcription initiation at RNA polymerase II promoter. Gene Ontology annotation, molecular function: 3'-5' DNA helicase activity. The transcript is spliced from 7 exons.